AUGGCGGCUGCGGGAAGAUGUGAGUCAUUUUGGAAUCCAGACAAACUAAAGUAUGAGAUAAGUGAACAGCCACUUUCCGCAUUCAUGGAACUCACCUCAUUCGAACAUGACAAACAAGUCAGGGAUUUGGAAGAAGACUUUGGAAAAUGCGUUCGUGCGCCAAGUUUCUUUUGGAAACAGUUCAGCGAUCCCACCGCCAACGUUUCUGUCGGUGUAGAGACUUGGACAAGGCCCGCGGACUUUGUUAAAACCGCCGUCCUGAAUACAAUCGAACAAGAAGAGGAAUUCAAUGUUGAUGCUCUGGAAGAUGCGUCUUUCAGCAUCACGGAUGACUUCUUCUUAGGGCAACCCGAAAAUAUCCUACUCACCUUUGACCUGGAGAACAAGAAACCGGCAGAAACGACCAAGCCAGAAGACUUCAGUUUAUCCACGCAGGUCUUCAGUCUGCUUGCCGGCCUCCAACUUCAAGGACUCAGUCUGGCGGGACUGCGGACCGGCUGGACGGAGAGUGGCACCGAACCGAAACUCGCCCUGAUAGUCCACGGUCCAAGGGGUCGCCAGUUGGCUCGAGACGUCUACCUGCGUCUCAGUCAUCCGGGCUUCUUCCCCAGCCCUGCCAAGAUGCAAAAUCCGGUAGUGCAGCCCGGCAGAAUGCACCUUCUAACAAGUGGCUUUAAGGACAUUGAUAUUGUCGAUUUGACAAAUUGGUUCGGACCGAGGAUACUCCUGACAAAACUCGAACGCGGCUGGAAAUCAGUUGCAAUGAACCCACAUUCAUGGCUUUCGGUAACCAGAUCAAGCGACAUUGUGCUUUUCACUGCUUCCACCGUCGGAAGUGUUGGCUGGGUGGCAAACACUGCAUUUACUCGAAGAGGCUACCGGUUGAUCGGCAUCGCCCAGAUCUCCGUGGAGAACAUGAAUUCUGAAGAAGCCAACCAACUUUCGCGUAAUCUUCAAGGUUUCAUUGGAUCGGACGGAGCAGAACGAAUAAUGCAAUUUGCCAAACCAAAAACGAAUGUCUUGAUUCUACGGCGUGAAGAAGCCUAUCGUCACCUGGGUCGUUUUCCCUCUGUGGAGGAACUGUUUUUCGCAACGGUUUACGCCUCGGAUUUUGUAAAGUUGGUUGGAGCUCGAACAUUUUUAUCGCUUCCAGAUCUGGUUGAGGAUGAAGUUCUUUAUCCCAACGCGUUACCGAGGAUAGUUCCAUAUCCAGACUGUCCCUCAUUGGGCUUUAUUGUCCUCUCUCCGGCCAUGACCCUCGAUCAAAUAGCCAAUGUAAACGCCGUCGAACUAAACGAGGGGGAAACUCAACUCAGCUUGGAGGACCAACAACUCUUACGCUUCUCUAAUCUCCUUGAUCGCCUCUUUACUCGACACGCAGACGAAAAUCCGGAGAGCAUGCUCGAUCUGACCUGUGUUGCCGUCAAGUGGCUUCGAGCCGAUCAGAUGACUGAUGAGCACUGGCUCCUAAUGCGCCGAGUGCUUAAACAGCAGAAACUCCCGGCAGCGCCACCGACGAGUCCGAACAUUCUAUGCCAGAGUGUCGGUGUUCUCCUCGUACAGGGAGCUUUUGUUGAGCAGCGCAUACAGAGGGCUGCAAAGAGCCUGAAAAUAAACAUUGCCCAAACUACCAAUCUGUCAGAAGUUGUCAUCGACGACGGAGUCAAGGCAAUGGCCAGUAGUUUGUGGGAGCAAAACUUUCAUCUGGUUUUGAAGACAGUGGCAAGACCAGCCUUCUUCUUUGCGAAUGAGCUGCAUUUUGACAGCAAGAUGGACCCCCUAACAACCUCCAGUGAAGAAUCCGGCGGCGAUGCAGCUAAAUUCUUUGUUGACAAGACGGCCUACCAUCAGACUGAUUGCAAGCUGACUGCCGUGUCUAAUCACGAUUGGAAGGAGGAAGAGGCGCACGUUGCGUUCUCUCUUUCCAAAAUCAACCCCAGCCAGAAUCUGUUGUAUACUCUGCACAGUCUUCUAUUUACGCUUUUUAAGAUUGGAUUAAAAACCACGGAAAUGAAAACCCAGAGGAACGGUAAAAUUGUCAUCAAGGUUAUUCGACCUGGUGCUAAUCGGUGGCUCACCUACCUCAGAAAGACAGACAGGUCUUUGCGUACGAUGUCCAAGGAUUCACAGGCCGCUAAAACGAAGGACGAGGAUGAGGGAUACAUGCUCAGCGAAGACGAAGCUGACUUAUCACUGCUUCUCAAAGAACUGGAUGUUAAUAUUUCUUCUGAUCCAAUAAGCUCAGAAGCUGAUUAUGCUGAGCAGUAUGAAGAGAAGUCGAAGGUUGCUAUAAACCAGGCCCGCGGCGAUGUAGGUGGCAACGCAGACUCUGCAAGAGUCCUUCCGGACCUCUUUCGGAUCGUGAAAAACAAAGAACAGGAAGCUGAGUUCUUAGAAGACGUUGGAAUCGUCGUCUUCGCCGAACCAACUCGCAGUUUUACCAAAGAUGGCGAGACCGUUCUACCGUUUUUGGCUUUCCUUGAUUUCCUUCAGAAACAACGAUGCAACUUGGUAGCUGCAAAAUUGGCGUUCUUGGAAGAGCGUGAGAUCGCCUGCCUAAAUGCUGCGAGAAUACUGAACGAUCUUGAAUGCAGGGUACGUUUGGUUGCUUUAUAA
Dibothriocephalus latus is the source of this 2616-nucleotide messenger RNA. The record is from the annotation of a GenBank genome assembly. NCBI's taxonomy places the organism in Eukaryota, Metazoa, Platyhelminthes, Cestoda, Diphyllobothriidea, Diphyllobothriidae.